Molecule: messenger RNA, 4457 nt
Organism: Penaeus monodon (black tiger shrimp)
Lineage: Eukaryota; Metazoa; Arthropoda; Malacostraca; Decapoda; Penaeidae
Product: kelch domain-containing protein 3-like
Exons: 9
Coding region: 2103-3260 (385 amino acids)
Cellular component (GO): cytoplasm
Molecular function (GO): protein binding; chromatin binding
Source: RefSeq, a predicted model, not a curated record
ACACGCAGGCCGCCGUCAUCGCGUUGGGAGGGAAGCCCCUGAGCGCAGGUACUGCAGGCGUCCCCAUUCCCUCUGCCUGCUCCUCCCUGCACGGGAGGCCGCUCAGCUCACGAGGCCUGGACGGACAGGGAAGAGGAGGAGGAGACGAAGGAGGAGGGAAUUGGAAAAGAGAGAGGGAGUGGGAGAGAGAGAGAGAGUUAUUUAUCGCUGUUUUGACUCGGAAAAAGCUCAGAUGAACACCUUUUGGGCACGAGAGGCAGGGCAUCAGUGUCAGGAAGGUGGAAAAAGGGCCAAAAGUGUGUUAAAAUCGGGAAGUUUCGCGAAAUAACGUGUUUUUUGCUCAGUUGAGGGAAGGAGAGAUGCAACAGUUCCUUUUAACAAGAAGGAAAGUUUUUAAAAAGUCCUUUUCGUGUUUCGUUUGUUUUCGUUUGGAAGGAAAUAGGAAAGGUGUUUGCUCUUAGGAGUUCUGUUUUAGUUUUAUUCGGUUUCUUUAUGUUAAGUCUGGCUGGGGAUCCAAUCUUCCUGUGACCUUUUUCCUUGCAAUUGCCCUUGCAAUUCUCUUGUUGCUUCCCGUCGCCAGAUUGUUUCGUGCAUUAGUGAGUAGGUUUUAUCUCUGAUUGGUUUAGUGCCAUCACAGUUUGCUAUAAAUGUAUAUGGAAGUAUUCCGAUUCGCGCAGCUUUAUUUAUCAACACGCAAAGGAAAUAGUUUAGAUGGAAAGCGUCUCCUUUUUCGGCCGCUCCGUCCAACGCAGACAAAUCUCUCCUCGCUGCCUUCUGCAUGGCCUUCUGCAUGGCCUUCUGCAUGGCCUUCUGCAUAGCCCUCUGCAUGGCCCUCUGCAUGGCCUUCAGGAAACUGAGACCAGAGAUUUUCAGUAAAAGGAGCCAGUUCCUUGUCGAGGAUUAAUGGCUAGGGAAAAACGGGGUCGGAGGAGGUCACUGAGUGCUCGGGAACGUCCAGUGCGUCUGGACGCUGCGGCAGAAGGGCCGGAGCAGAUGGCCUCUUCUCUUGUGGGUUUUCCCAACACUUGACGGACGUCCAGACAUCCAGUAGUUUCCGAAGAUCCCUCAGCGGACUUUUGCCCGUCGUUGGUCUUGCCUGCGCGUGGCAUUGGGGGGAAAAAAUGUUAAUGUGUGGUUAUUGUGGUCUCAGACUGGAGUGAAUAUCAUGAUUUGUGAAUUUAUUUAUCCUAGGCAUGCAGAGCUAUUGAAUAUUCAGGUGACGAUUGUGUCCAAACACAUUACGAAUAUAGAAGAAAAAUAUAGGUUUCAUCAAGUUCUAGAUUCCAUUGCGUUAAUUUGUGCUGCAUGCUUGUCCGGAAUUUAAAUAAUUUGCAAAACACUCGUACAAUGUAAGGGUGCGCUUGGCUGUCUAAAAGUAUGAAAAGAAACAUAUUUUUAAAAAAUCUCUUGAUCGAUAAUGUUGAUUAAUGGUGAUUAAUCAACAAAUAUGUUGUAUGUGUUGAAAGUUAUAUUAAAACCACUAUAUAUCUGAUUUACUUCUUUUAAGACUUUUUUUUUUUUAUGCUUGCAUAAAUACAAGUUGAAGUAUUGCAAUAGCCUUAGUUAAGUUAGGAUGAAGCUCUGUCUGAGUCAAUUAUGUUAAGUUAUUUCUAUUAAAAUUACGUUCUGAUUGAAUUAGAUCUAUUUAACUAAGGUUAGAGCACUCUUUGACAACACAUGAUUUGCAUAUUGUGAAAGACCACAAUCACUUAUCAAAGUAUGUUAAUCUAUGCUUGUGUAUUUAAGGCAUCAAGAAACUUUCACUUCGAAAGCUCUUCGUCUCAUUGAAUGCGAGAAGGGUAGUUUAUUGGCUUUUACAGGUUUGCAAAGCAGGGAGGCAUUGUUUUACGCAGCUUUAUUCUGUAUACUUGGUUACUCAGAAAAUCCAGGGUGUUAAUGCAAGACUGGUAAUUCUCUUCAGUACAGACACAUGUGCCAGACACUAAGGUUGCAAUUCCACGUCAAGCUUUAUUCUUUAUUUGUGGCAUUAUCGUUUGUGUUUCCCGGUAUUUCUUGUACCGACAACUGCAACUGUUUGUCCUUUGGAGGAAGAUCACUCUUCAGUUUGCCCGAACUGAGGGGGUCCAUGAUAUAAAGGCAUUAUGCUGUGGACUGUGGAGCUAGAAGGAGGCCCGCAGCGUGUGAAUCAUGCUGCGGUCGCUGUGGGAGAUAGAAUAUAUUCUUUUGGGGGUUACUGCACCGGUGAAAACUACCGCACAAUUAGAAAUAUGGACGUCCAUGUAUUGAACACAGUGACAUACAGAUGGAAAGCUAUAGAUAUAAAACAAGAGCGAGAGUUUGUGCCGUUUCAAAGAUAUGGUCAUACAGCUGUAGCCUUUGGCCAUCUUGUAUAUGUAUGGGGUGGCAGAAAUGACGUUUCUGCAUGUAACAUCCUUUAUUGUUUUGAUACAAAUACUCACGAAUGGUCUGUUCCUAAAGUCCGCGGGCAUGUCCCAGAGGCCAGGGAUGGCCACUCUGCCUGUAUUAUAAACGAUCAUAUGUACAUCUUCUCUGGUUACUUAGAAUACGUAGAAUCAUACACUCAGGACGUUCACACUUUGAAUUUAAGAACAAUGACCUGGUCUUAUAUCAAGGCCACAGGUCCAGCCCCAGUAUACAGAGACUUCCACACCGCAACUGGUGUCGAUGGCAUCAUGUAUGUGUGGGGAGGCAGAGAGGUGGCUAGCGGAUGGUACGACUCGCCCGAACACGAAGAAUACGGAGCUGAUCUGUAUGCCCUGGACACUGUCACAAACCGCUGGAGCAUUAUACCUUGUUCUGGCAUGAUACCCAUAGGCAGAAGAUCUCAUUCAGCAUUUGUUUAUAAAGGGCAAAUAUAUGUCUUUGGUGGCUUUAAUAGUAGAAAGUGUUUGCAUUUCAAUGACCUGCACAGAUUUGACCCAGUUUUACAUGUGUGGGAGGAGGUGAAACCCCUGGGACAAGGGCCAUGCCCCCGGAGGAGGCAGUCCUGCUGUGUCGUAGGAUCCAAAAUGUUUCUCUUUGGAGGCACAAGUCCAAAAGAGAAUUACGAUGAGAUACUUGAGGAGGAUCCUAAUGGAGAGGAACAGACUGACCGACGUCUGAAAGACCAUAACGAUCUUCACGUGCUUGACUUUGAACCAAGUCUGAAAACUCUCUGCUUACUGGAAGUGCAGAAGCUGAAGCUGGACAUAGCCUGGUUGCCUCGUGAGUUGCACAUGCUCCUCAACUUUAUGCAGAUGCCCAAUAACAUCACUCGACCUUUGAAUCACACUGGUUGAACCUCUGGAUGAAAAUAUACCACCAGGCAGAAGUUCUUACGUUUGUACACACUCUCUUUGCCCCUGCUUUAGUAUCGAGACCAAACAAAAUUGAAACGAAGCAAAGAUGCUGUACUUUUGUUGCGUGACUACACCUCUGUGGCUUUUAUAUCUGUAUAAUUUGGUAAACUUUGGAUAGGCGAGAGGCCUUCCAGCAACCAUAGUCGCAACUUCAAGCACCAGUCUAAGCUUUUCUUGCAAACAAAUGCUUGCUACUUUUCAUACUGCACCAUUUGUAAAUACAGUAUUCUCCUGUAUUUCAGAAAGUCAAGUUAUGGUUGAGGCUUGUAUCUACUGAUUGUUUUGAAAUAUAAAUUAUAUAGCUAUUUUGUACCUGUUGAGAUGCUAGUUAAAGACCGUAGUUGUUGACAAUAUAAAGUAUAUUGCUGAUUUGUGAGAUUUCAUGAAUUCUAAAUUAGAAAGAAAAGAAAAAAAAAGGUUGGAAAAGCAUGGAGAUAUUGUUGCAUUUACAUUCAGGAAAUGCACACAUUUUCUCUUUGUUUUCCAUUAUAAUCGUCAUUAUUUUUGUCUCCCUUGGUAUAUUAAAGAACAUGAGAUUCCAUAAACCAUGACCUGUCACCUAUGGAUGAUAAAUGUUUUUGCAGUGUGAGAAGAUCCUACUGAUAGUCAGGAUCCACUAAAAGAUAUUUAUGAUACAAUGUGUAGAAGUGGCUUUCUUUCUUUUUCUGUACAAAAAAGGUAAAUAGAACCAACAUUUGUGAUAUAGAAUAAUGUGGAUUAUCAAAUUGGAAUCAAUAGUGAUGAGUAUUUUUUUUGGUUUCUCUCUGUUUUCCGAUCAGUGAGUUUGUAUCAGCAAAUGCAAUUGUAUUGUUACUGGAAAAAACACAAUACCUUCAAGAAUAUGCAUAUCUGAAGACAUCUUUGGUGGUGUCCCUUGUCAUUCAUGUUUGAGUUCCAGAUGUUUUCUCUUCAUCUCUUCAGUUGAAAUUGGCUGGUGAUGAGUGAUAUUGCCAGACUGUGUUUUGCCUGUCUCUGGAUUUUCAUACUAUAAACAUGUAUUCAAGUAUGAUGUAUUUAUAUUUUGUCUUUAUAAAUAAAAGUAUAACAGCAACAUUUUUGAUGUACAGUUAUUGUGUGCAUAUUAAAAAGUUACUUGUGUUGUUAACUUGUCCAGGAGAUAAAUUCUUUAUGAAAACC